This is a messenger RNA of Elgaria multicarinata webbii, 1416 nucleotides long. RefSeq names its product stabilizer of axonemal microtubules 2 (gene SAXO2). The record is from RefSeq and is a predicted model, not a curated record. Gene Ontology annotation, cellular component: cytoskeleton; ciliary basal body; axonemal microtubule. Bases 1 to 1416 code for a protein of 471 amino acids. The transcript has 4 exons. Gene Ontology annotation, molecular function: microtubule binding. NCBI's taxonomy places the organism in Eukaryota, Metazoa, Chordata, Lepidosauria, Squamata, Anguidae.
AUGAAGCCGCCUCAGUGCCUGUGUCAGAUUUGCACCUGCGGGCGCCACCGUUGCCCUCAUAAUCCCACGAGGAUUUAUGAACAUGGAGGAGAGUCGAGCCACAUGACAGAAUACGUAGACAAAUAUCCUCUUUAUGGUAACGUUCCUCCUACCCAGAGCCUCAAGCCAAAGCAGGAAUAUCAAAGCCAUGGAGGGAAAAUGGAAGGCAUCUCAACUUUCAAGUCUGACUACCUUCCAUAUGAUGUGGCAAAUCGGCCUGUUCGGGUACAAGAGGAAUACAAACCGACAGCUGGAGAUAUUGACCUGGCAACCACUUACAGAAGGGAUUAUAACGCUCACAAAAUAGAACCAGUGGUAUUAGUAAGACCUGUAGAAAGGAAAUCUAUUAGAGGAGGCAAACUGAAUACCAUACCCACUUACCAAGCUGACUAUAGGGUCUGGGAAGUUCAAAAAAGGGAGCCAAAUAAAGUGGAGAACACCUACCAUCCUCCCACGGAAAAGUUUGGAAACACCACUACCUUUCAAGAUGCCUUUUUCCCUAGGGAGCUCAGCCUCCGGAAAAGUUUUAAACCCACUGCUAUGACCAAGCUCUCAGACCAGCCUUUCAUCAGUGUUACGAGUCAUCGCACUGACUAUGUUCCUCAUCAACUAGAACCAAAAGCAAAAAUGACAAAAAAAGAAUACAAGCCAAAUAGCCAACCCUUUGAAGACGUCACAACCCACCGGCGUGAUUUUAGAGGUCUUGUUGCUGAACCUCCGAAAAGCUUCAAACCCGAACAUUCCAAAGCGGAGCUAAAGGCUCAUUUUGAUGGAAUCACAGAAUUCCGCGAUCGUUUUCAGCCGUGGGCAAUUUCCUUACCUGAAGUCCGCAAAGCAAAAGAAUAUGUUCCACCCACAGGUAACAUGGAUUUAAAUUCCACCAGCCACCUUGAUUAUAUUCAACAUGAUAUCAGUCCAAUUGUUCUCAUGAGACCAUUGGAAAGGAACAAGAGAAGUAAUGCACCCUUCCAAGGGAACACAACUAUGAGGGACUCCUUUCAAGCCUGGGACACCUGCCGGCCAGAAAUUGUCAAGAGGUCCCAAGAAAUUCCAAAGGCUUCUGGGAGAUUUGAUGAUAUGACUACCUUCAGAGCUCAUUAUAUACCACACCAUAUUGUCCCAACUCAGAGCUGCAAACCUUUGAAGAUGGCACUAUCUAGUUCAGCACCUUUUGAAGAUGGAACCAUGUACCGUACAGAAUAUACUCCAAAGAAACAACACAUCUGCCCAGCAACCUAUCCGUCUCCUCCAGGAUAUGUGUUCGUCAGCACUGAUUCUCGUGGUCACAAAUUCUUCCGCAGGGUUACACCAGAUGUCAAUAAGAUUGCUCAAACAAAUGGUAAUCAUGUUCCAAAAGAAAUAGCAGUUAUGUCAUAA